Messenger RNA from Funneliformis geosporum, 184 nucleotides. The record is from the annotation of a GenBank genome assembly. Lineage: Eukaryota; Fungi; Glomeromycota; Glomeromycetes; Glomerales; Glomeraceae.
UUGUAAAAGGAUAUGCUGGACAUCCUAAUUCUCCUGUAUUUUUCUGUUGCUUUGAAGAAAAGCAGUCAGAUAUAUGCAGUUAUUCAACAGAAGCCAUUAACACCUGCUAUAAAGAAGUAUUUCGCUCUAAUACUAAGUUUUCUGGUCUGCCAGUUAUGGGUUUUGAUAAUUCAGAUGUUGUAGA